This is a messenger RNA of Fusarium mangiferae, 1755 nucleotides long. RefSeq lists its product as uncharacterized. NCBI's taxonomy places the organism in Eukaryota, Fungi, Ascomycota, Sordariomycetes, Hypocreales, Nectriaceae. The record is from RefSeq and is a predicted model, not a curated record. Gene Ontology annotation, molecular function: protein binding. The coding region runs from base 1 to 1755 and encodes 584 amino acids. The transcript has a single exon. Gene Ontology annotation, cellular component: small-subunit processome; Pwp2p-containing subcomplex of 90S preribosome. Gene Ontology annotation, biological process: rRNA processing.
AUGGCGCCACCACAAGACGAAGAGAUGCUAGACCCCUCAUCUUCCUCCUCCUCCUCCUCCUCGGAGAACGAGUCUCAGUUUGACUCAGAAGAUGAGGUUCCUCAGAAGAAGCCAACCAUUGCGCUCUACGAUAAAGAUUCGGACGAGGAAGAGUUGGAGCGACUUGUUCUAGGUAAUAAGGCAGGCUUCCGAGCGCAAUUGUUCAAAGACGAUGGGAUUUUUGAUAGCAGCUGGGACGCGGAGGGUAAGGAACUGCAGCUUGUCGAGCAAGAUCCUGGGCUGGAGGAAAUCGACGACGCGGACCUGUUCAUGUUCGACACGGGUGCUGGAGCAGGCGCUGCAGAGGUCACAAAGGCAGCAAAGCCCACCGAUGGAAACGCUCCUGUAUGGGAGGACAGCGACGACGAUAGACUGGCCAUUUCCCUGGCUGGAGCCACUCGCUUACGAAAGCUGCGCAAGACGGAGGCCGAGGAUCUUGUGAGCGGAACUGAGUACAGCAGACGGUUGCGACAACAGUACCUCCGACUUAAUCCCCUUCCAACGUGGGCGCGCGAGGCAGAUGGGCGGCCUAGCAAGCGAAGGCGAUCAUCUGCUGCGUCUGACUCUUCAGCAGACAGCGAUUCCGACUCUGAGAUCUCUGCUCUGCCUCUUGAGAAGUUCCUUCGCGACGUCAACAGUCUAGCCGGGGCUGGAUCGACCAAGAAGAGGCGCUUGCGACCCGAAGUCAUUGACAUCCAACGCACACGAGAGAUUCCGGACAAGCACAAAGCCCCCGUCGCCAACCUUUCCUUCCACCCCGAAUUCCCGGUCCUCCUCUCCUCCAGCACCGCUUCUGUUCUCUACCUCCACCACAUCGCGCCAGCCGCUCAUCCCACACCCAAUCCUCAGUUGACUUCAGUACAAGUCAAGCAAGUUGAUGUUCGAAGGGCCGAGUUCUUGUACCCUCAGGGCGACAAGGUGUUCUUCGCCGGCCGACGAAAAUACUUCCACCACUGGGAUCUCAAAUCGGGAACGGUGCAAAAGACAACUCAGAUCCUCGGUCACAGGCUCGAGCACAAGACUAUGGAGCGAUUUAAGCUCAGCCCGUGCGGUCGAUACAUGGCUAUUGUUGCAUCUACCAGAAAGGGAGGCGGUGUCAUCAAUGUGCUGAACACGACAUCUAUGCAGUGGAUUUCGGCGGCCAGACUCGCUAGUCAGAAUGGCAUUGCAGACUUUGCUUGGUGGAGCACUGGGAACGGCAUGACUAUCCUUGGUCGAGAUGGCCAGGUUGGUGAGUACAGCAUGGAGAGUCGCUCAUUCUUGGGAAUAUGGCAUGAUGAGGGUUGUGUUGGUGGUAUUGUCCUCAGUCUUGGUGGUCAUCAGGGUCCAGCUGUCCUGGGUGAUGAUCGAUGGGUCGCUGUAGGUUCUAACAGCGGCAUCACCAACAUUUACGAUCGGAACGAGCUUGUCGUACUCAAGCUGGAGGAUGUAUCUAUUAAGGAGCGACCAACACCUAAAAGAGUCUUCGAGCAGCUUGUCACGCCCAUUACACAUAUUGCUUUCUCGCCAGAUGGACAGCUCAUGGCUUUCGGAAGCCAACAUAAGAAGGACGCUUUGCGCCUUGUGCAUCUACCGACUUGCACCGUGUACCGUAACUGGCCUACGGAACAGACACCGCUUGGAAGAAUUACUGCAGUCGCGUUUGGGAACCAGAGUGACUUGUUGGCGGUUGGUAAUGACACAGGGAAGAUUAGGCUCUGGGAGAUAAGAAGUUAG